AUGCCGUUUGUUUUUCCAGACACCACUGUUAGUAAAGAUUAUUUUACCGACAACAAUGCAUCCGGCGGUGAAGGUGGUUCUCCGUUUGACUUUGUUAAAUUGGACAAAGGAGCUGUAUUGAAAAAAAUAAAAGCAUGGAAAGAUAAUUGGCUUAUUUCGGGUGUUGAGGUUUGGAUGAGCGAUGGAAGCAACAAGUUAGUUGGCAAGCGUGGGGGCCCGUCCGGUGAAUUCACUUUCCGAGAUGGGGAACUGAUAAAAAAGCUCAAUGUCCAAGCCAGUGCACCGUACUCUUCGGUGUUAAAACGUCGGCGAUUGGGUGCGAUUUGGCUAGAAACUGACAAAGAAAGAUCCUGGGGAAUAUAUGCUCACAGUCUAACGGAGGACGGUUCUUAUUGGCCAGACGUGGGUUCCGGUAUUUGCUGUGGAAUUUUUGGGUCCGCAGGCGAUGCUGUUGACCGUUUGGGGUUUGCGAUGCUUCAACCAAUUUCGCGAGCGGUUUUGACGGACGUGAAAUAUCCUAAUUUAGAUAUGGAGAUUGUUGCAAGCACGCCAACAACUGUUGCCCACCAGGUAUUUAGUAACGGCACAGAUCUUGAUCAGACGUUCGAGCUGAGCGGAUCCAGGAGCGUGACAAUAACAAGAGAAUGGAGCCUGACAACGUCUCUUUCAAUGACCAUUAGCGUAGAGGUGACCGCCGGAAUACCGGAAGUUGUUUCUGCCAAGACAGGGUUCAGCUGGACCGUGUCCUCAUUGGCCACACACUCAGUGUCAACAUCCAAUACGGAAACCAAGACCUGGAGGUGGCCGCUUGUAUGUCCACCGCAUAGUAGAAUUCUUGGGGAAGCCACAAUGUACGCAGACGACAUUGACACCGAGUACGAGGCCGAUAUGGAGCUUCAAUUGAAAAAUGGGAAAACCUAUCGCUACCAUGUGAACGGCGUUUACAACGGCCUGAAUGCCCGAUCCGGCAACGUCAAACUUGACAACUUGGGGCCAUAUACAGGCAAUUAG
Molecule: messenger RNA, 1011 nt
Organism: Mya arenaria
Lineage: Eukaryota; Metazoa; Mollusca; Bivalvia; Myida; Myidae
Product: aerolysin-like protein
Exons: 1
Coding region: 1-1011 (336 amino acids)
Source: RefSeq, a predicted model, not a curated record